Amborella trichopoda is the source of this 735-nucleotide messenger RNA. Lineage: Eukaryota; Viridiplantae; Streptophyta; Magnoliopsida; Amborellales; Amborellaceae. The record is from RefSeq and is a predicted model, not a curated record.
AUGACUAGAUUGACAAAUGGUCAAGUCCAAGUUGAUUUCCUACCCUCCAGUCAGGAAAAUCAGACCAGAGAUAUUUUUCCAACUCAUUUCCAAGGAAUGCUCGAAAAGGUUCCAAUUCUUGCCUUUAACAAACUAGGCCAACCCGUUUAUGAACAGAAAACCAUAAAUGGCCAUAAUUGGUUUGACUACUGCAACUGUGAUUUUUGUCUUCAAACUGAUGAUGAAAUGGAAAUAAAGAAGAAGAAAGCACCAAAGAAAAAAUCUUCUUCACAAUCCUUGCACCAGAGAUACCAGGAUGGAGAUCCUACAGUUGAUCUCUUAGGAGAAAGUUCAGAUAGUUUUUCUCCUCUUCGUGAUUCUGAAAAAAUACAAGAAAAUGAAAAGCAUCUACCAGAACCCGAACCUCUUGGUGAUAUGAGCACCUUCUUAAAGACUCUUACCAAACCCUCUGAGAUAAACCUUCAUUCUGAAACCCAGUCUUCCUCUGACUCAUUAUCAGAAACUUCUACACCUACAACAUUGUCUGAAACUUCUGAUCUUCUGUACAUGAUGAACCAACCAGAAGCUGACCCUCCAGAAGAACCUAUGGAACCAGACCUAGAUCCCAUACCUACAGAAGAAUUUAAACUUCCCAAUAUUCCACUCCCAACCUAUGGAGAUUCCUCAAAAGGCUUUACUAUAGAUGACAUCCCUCCUUCGAAAUGGAUAGACAGAUUCAAAGAGAUCCAAGGAUAG